GGGAAACGGAAGUAGCUGCCUUAAUUUGACAGGAAGUAGUUCUGACCGUUGUUGCGUCUGGUGUCAUCGUAGCAUUUAAAAUGCCGGAGAUAGCAGUAGAAAAUGUGGUUGUUCACCCAUUGGUGUUGCUUAGCGUGGUGGAUCAUUUUAACAGAAUAGGAAAGGUGGGUAACCAAAAACGAGUUGUGGGCGUCCUUCUCGGUUCCUGGCACAAGAAAGUUCUUGAUGUUUCAAACAGCUUUGCAGUACCAUUUGAUGAAGAUGACAAGGACGACUCGGUGUGGUUCCUGGAUCAUGACUAUCUGGAGAACAUGUAUGGGAUGUUUAAGAAAGUCAAUGCAAGAGAACGGAUCGUGGGCUGGUACCAUACAGGUCCAAAACUACACAAGAAUGACAUCGCCAUAAACGAACUUAUCAAGCAGUACUGCACCAACUCGGUGUUGGUCAUCAUCGAUGUAAAGCCCAAGGACCUGGGCCUGCCUACCGAGGCGUACUUCUCUGUGGAGGAGAUACAUGAUGAUGGCACGCCCACUUCUAAGACGUUUGAACAUGUGACCAGUGAGAUAGGUGCAGAAGAGGCAGAGGAAGUUGGUGUGGAGCACCUGCUCAGAGACAUCAAGGACACGACAGUGGGCACUCUGUCCCAGCGCAUCACCAACCAGGUGCAUGGCCUUAAGGGUCUCCACUGUAAGCUCCUGGACAUCAGAGCCUAUCUGGAGAGGGUGGUGGCAGGCAAACUGCCCAUCAACCAUCACAUCAUCUACCAGCUGCAGGAUGUCUUCAACCUGCUUCCUGAUGUCAACCUGCUGGAGUUUACCAAAGCCUUCUACCUGAAGACUAACGACCAGAUGCUGGUGGUCUACCUAGCCUCCCUGAUCCGCUCUGUGGUGGCCCUCCACAACCUCAUCAACAACAAGAUCUCCAACAGGGAUGCAGAGAGGAAGGAGGGCCAGGAGAAGGAAGAGAGCAAGAAGGAGAAGAAGGAGAAGGAGGAUAAGAAAGAGAAAGAGGAGAAGGGUGAUUCGUCAUCUAAGAAAGACGAGAAGAAGAAAAAAUGAGUUUUCUUUCUCCAUCUCCAGGUUUUUUGGCUUAGAUCAUACUCUACUGGGCCAUGUGCUACAUUUAGACAGAGCCACAUUUCUGUAUGUGGGUCUAUCUGAAAGUAGGGCUGUAUCUGGGGAAUAGGGGUCAUCUGAUAUGUGGCCUGGUGUUCCUAUGUGUCCUGAGGGAGAGAACAGGCUUUUGUGAUCCCCACUGUGAGAACAUGUUAAGUCUCCCCAUGUUGGAGCCUGCAGUUGUACAUAAUGGUGCCUGGGGGGGGGGGGGGGGGGGGGUUAGGGAGUUUUGUAUGAUGGAGAGGAAUUCGAUUUUUGUGUCAGUCAUUAAAGUGGGAUAAUAAAUA
Messenger RNA from Osmerus eperlanus (European smelt), 1402 nucleotides. Its product is annotated as 26S proteasome non-ATPase regulatory subunit 7-like. Lineage: Eukaryota; Metazoa; Chordata; Actinopteri; Osmeriformes; Osmeridae. The transcript has 8 exons. Gene Ontology annotation, cellular component: proteasome complex; proteasome regulatory particle. The coding region runs from base 81 to 1058 and encodes 325 amino acids. The record is from RefSeq and is a predicted model, not a curated record. Gene Ontology annotation, molecular function: protein binding; metallopeptidase activity. Gene Ontology annotation, biological process: proteasome-mediated ubiquitin-dependent protein catabolic process.